AUGAAAGAAGCUCGGGAAGCAGCAGAUGAAAUCAUAAACUUACUAACAAGAAGCAAAGGUACACCUCCAAAACUACAAAACCAAACAAUAUUAACGAUAUUAAACGCAUCCAAAGAAUUAUUUAUGAAAGAACCAAAUAUUUUAGAGUUAAGGACACCGAUAAAUGUCGUAGGAGAUAUACAUGGACAAUUUCCUGAUCUAAUGACUGUUUUUCAAGAUGGAGAAUUUCCACCAAAUUCAAGAUAUCUAUUUUUAGGUGAUUACGUUGAUAGAGGUACACAAUCACUUGAAGUCAUAUGUUUACUCUUUGCAUUAAAAGUACGCUAUCCAAAUCAUAUGUUUUUACUCCGCGGAAAUCAUGAAACUAAAGAAAUGACUGAAGAAUACGGAUUUGCUGUCGAAUGUAGUUCAAAACAAAACAAAGCCACUUACAUGGAAUUUAUUAACGUUUUUGAUACUCUUCCUCUUGCAGCGUUAAUUAAUAACUCGUAUUUUUGCGUUCAUGGAGGAUUAACUCCAGAUCUUCAUGAUCUUGAGCAAAUUCGAGCACUACCACGACCAACUCAAAUACAGGAACAUGGGUUCCUUGCAGAUCUUGUUUGGUCGGAUCCUGCAAAAGAUGUAGAAGAUUUCGCUCCAAGUGAACGAGGAUUAACAGUUAAAUGGGGCCAAAAGCCUGCACAGCAGUUUAUGGAGGCUAAUAACUUAACGAAAAUCAUCAGAGCUCAUCAAAUGGCUGAAGAAGGAAUUGAAUAUCCUUUUGCACCAGAUUAUUCAGUAAUUACUGUAUUUUCAGCACCAUGGUAUGCUGGAGAAUUCAAAAAUAAAGGCGGAUUCCUUAAAAUAGAUAAAAAUAAUCAUAUUGAUCCAAUUAUGAUUAAACACAAUGAUAAAGCACCUCCCGUGACAUUUGCUCAGUAUGUGCCAAAUAAAAAUGAAGGAAAAGGUAAAGGUAAAGGAGGAAAAGAAGGGAAAAAAGGAAAAAGGAAAUAA
This is a messenger RNA of Trichomonas vaginalis G3, 993 nucleotides long. RefSeq names its product phosphoprotein phosphatase protein. Gene Ontology annotation, molecular function: protein serine/threonine phosphatase activity. Gene Ontology annotation, cellular component: nucleus; cytoplasm. NCBI's taxonomy places the organism in Eukaryota, Parabasalia, Trichomonadida, Trichomonadidae. The record is from RefSeq and is a predicted model, not a curated record. Bases 1 to 993 code for a protein of 330 amino acids. The transcript has a single exon.